Molecule: messenger RNA, 1457 nt
Organism: Drosophila innubila
Lineage: Eukaryota; Metazoa; Arthropoda; Insecta; Diptera; Drosophilidae
Exons: 3
Coding region: 174-1379 (401 amino acids)
Source: RefSeq, a predicted model, not a curated record
GCAAAAAAAGCGACCGGUCCGGAAAACAUACAAAAAGCAACUAAAACUUGGCGUGCGCAGUGCGCAGUGCGUUCUACAUAGAUUUAACCCUUAGUUGGAUUUCUGGUUUCACGUGCUUGGCUCCAUUAAAAAUUCUGAUUAGAGCGAGAUAUUUGUUUACAAAUAGGGCAAAAAUGGAAGCUCUGAACGACGAUAUUCUUAUACGCAUACUAGGCUAUUUGGAUCUGAAAUCGCAGCAAACUAUGAUAAGUGUGCAUCCCCGAUUUUACCACUUGAUGUAUUUUGUUUGGUGCUCCCAGUACAAGACGGUGAACUUGUCCUUGUUCGAGGCAAAUUUUUCGAUUAAGCAUUUCAAUUAUUUCUUUCAAUGCAUUCGCGAUACCGUAAAAGUGAUCCGUUUGAGAUUGAUGUCAUGGGAGCAGUUUGAAGUGCUCACUAGCAAGGUUUACCCAAAAGUGCAUGAUUUUCGCUUUGCAACAAUUCCGAGCAACCUGUUGACCGAUGCAGACAUACCAAAAAUUAUUAAGUCCUUUCCAAAUAUGACAACGUUUAGUCCGCAAGGGAAUUUUUCGGGAGUACAUUUUACCGAUAUUCCUCAAUUGGAACGUCUUACCCUGACAUAUUGCAGGAUGUUUUUAGUAGGAAACUUAAUAAACGUUAUGACGACUCACCAACUUAAGGAAAUCAAGCUUUGCAUGUCGGAUCAAAGAUUUUACCAAUCUAUUUUUUUAAAACUGCCCCUGGAGUGUGUAAAGCAUUUGGAAUCAAUUAAAAUUGAUCUCGACGAGUUACUCUGGUUUCAGGAACAUUUAAAAGAUAUCAAGAAUCUAAAAGAGUUAACCAUUUGUGGACCUAGACAAAAAAGAACACUUGAUGUACUCUUUUGCAAAUUGGGCUGCUUUACGGAAAAACGUCAUUUCAAAAUCUUGGAGACAUGCAACUCAACUAAUACAUUGGACACUGUUAUUAGCGCUAAUGUUCCUGUAGAUGCCCUUAAAAUCGUCACGGAUAAUUAUUUACUGGAAGACAUGCGGCUAUUUGCAAAUCAAUCUUAUGAUAAUAUUAAACAAUUAUAUUUUAAAAGCUGUUGUAUCCAAGAUAAACGCAGCCUUAACAGUUUAAUGCUUAACAUGGUCAAUGUAGACUUUGUCAGCUUUGAGCAGUGUCUAUUUACUUUUGAUAAUUAUAAGUUUAUGGUAUCACAAAUUAUCCAAAAACGCAACAAACCACUGCAAGUCAAUCUGCAUCAAAAUUCAUUUGAAGAGACGAGACUUCCCUGGGUGUGGAGCACAGAUGGUGAAAGUGACUUGUUUGAAAUCGUCGGCGGAAAUAAUUACGAAUAUACAUACGAACCCAUAUACAUGACUUUUAACAAAUAAUUUCUUUGAAUAUUGUGAUAAAACAGUAAACGUUGUUAAUAAAGUCAAAAUCAUACGGAAGUUUUAUUACACAUAUCA